UUUACUUUGUUUCGGUAAUUGUUCGUUUUUGUGGCGAUAACGAUGUCUGGACGCGGCAAACAGGGUGGCAAAGCUCGCGCCAAGGCCAAGACGCGGUCGUCCCGCGCCGGUCUGCAGUUCCCGGUGGGACGCGUGCACCGCCUGCUCCGCAAGGGCAACUACGCCGAGCGCGUGGGCGCCGGCGCCCCGGUGUACCUGGCGGCCGUGCUCGAGUACCUGACGGCCGAGAUCUUGGAGCUGGCGGGCAACGCGGCGCGCGACAACAAGAAGACGCGCAUCAUCCCGCGCCACCUGCAGCUGGCCAUCCGCAACGACGAGGAGCUCAACAAGCUGCUGGGCAAAGUGACGAUCGCGCAGGGCGGCGUGCUGCCCAACAUCCAGGCCGUGCUGCUGCCCAAGAAGACCGAGAGCCACCACAAGGCUAAAGGGAAAUAAUUCGAUACUGCCUAUUUUUAGCGAGCUAAAGGAAUGCUGACAACAAAGGCUCUUUUCAGAGCCACCCACUAUUUCUGUUAAA
Chinchilla lanigera (long-tailed chinchilla) is the source of this 517-nucleotide messenger RNA. RefSeq names its product histone H2A type 1. NCBI's taxonomy places the organism in Eukaryota, Metazoa, Chordata, Mammalia, Rodentia, Chinchillidae. Gene Ontology annotation, molecular function: structural constituent of chromatin; DNA binding; protein heterodimerization activity. Gene Ontology annotation, cellular component: nucleosome. The record is from RefSeq and is a predicted model, not a curated record. The transcript has a single exon. The coding region runs from base 43 to 435 and encodes 130 amino acids.